AUGGAGCAAAUUUCCUUCCUGCUAGUGCUAGCCUACGCUGUCGUCGCUCUAUACGCCGUGGCUGUUACUGUCUCUGAUCAGUCACCAGAUCCGACUCCCGAUGCCGGAGAUGCAUUCUCUUUGACAGUCUCCAGCGCCGUCAUUGGGACAUCUGUUUUGUUCUCACUUUUCGCUCUAAAUCCAAUGGCGCAAAUUAGUAUUGCAAAGUCCCUCCUGCUAGCUUAUGCUGUUGUUGCUAUCUCUGCAGCAGCUGUUACUGUUUCUGCUCAGGGGCCAGCCCCAUCUCCCGAUGCUGGAGAUGCACUCUCUUUGCCAGUCUCUGGUGCCAUCAUUGGGACAUCUCUUUUAUUCUCACUUUUCGCUAUUUUGAGGCAUUGA
This is a messenger RNA of Fraxinus pennsylvanica, 378 nucleotides long. NCBI's taxonomy places the organism in Eukaryota, Viridiplantae, Streptophyta, Magnoliopsida, Lamiales, Oleaceae. The record is from the annotation of a GenBank genome assembly.